Gossypium raimondii (Peruvian cotton) is the source of this 1882-nucleotide messenger RNA. RefSeq names its product 2-oxoglutarate and iron-dependent oxygenase domain-containing protein CP2. The coding region runs from base 215 to 1375 and encodes 386 amino acids. Gene Ontology annotation, molecular function: iron ion binding; oxidoreductase activity, acting on paired donors, with incorporation or reduction of molecular oxygen; L-ascorbic acid binding. NCBI's taxonomy places the organism in Eukaryota, Viridiplantae, Streptophyta, Magnoliopsida, Malvales, Malvaceae. The record is from RefSeq and is a predicted model, not a curated record. The transcript has 9 exons.
AAAUCAGAAAUCCAAUCGACAAACUUAAAACCCUAACUGAUGAAAAUAAGAAAACAAAAGACCCUUUCAUUUCUAAACACAAAUUCCGGCUUUCUUUUGGUUUUUUUUUUCUCUGGUCAAUUUUAGUUUUUCCUUAAGUUUCUUUGACAGCAGUGAUUGGAAAUUGCUGUUAGGCUGAUGCAAAUGCGUAUGAUUUGUUCAGUUAAAAGGAAUCAUGUCUUUCGAUGUCAGUAGAAAAGAGGCCCAGCAGCCUGCGCCACCGACCACUGGUCACAAUGGCAAUGUCGUGGCGGUAUUGCCUAGCAUGUCGACGGUUACGGCGAACCGGUUACGGCUGAAUCCUAACACGGAGCACAAGCCGGAGAGCUACGAGGGUUUGCAGUUGGAGUUCAGUCCGCUUCUGUUCAGCUCCCUGGAACGUUACUUGCCUCCUCCCAUGCUCUCACUCCCUCGCGAUUCCAAGCUCCAUUACAUGCGCGAUAUUAUCCUUCGUUACUCUCCUGAUGGCGAACGUAUUCGCGUUCAAAGGCAUCGAGAAUACAGACAGAAGAUUAUAUCGCACUAUCAGCCUCUGCAUAGAGAAUUGUAUACGAUGCAUGCCUCAAACUUCUUUGCCCCUUCAUUUCUCAAAGCAAUUAAUGAGAAUAAAGAGGAAGGUUUUAGAAGUAUAAUGGCUGAACCUACACUAGGGGUUUUUACUUUUGAAAUGUUUCAGCCUCGUUUCUGUGAAUUGUUGUUAUCUGAGGUAGAAAACUUUGAAAAGUGGGUCCAUGAGACAAAAUUCAGAAUCAUGCGACCAAACACGAUGAACAAAUUUGGUGCCGUUUUAGAUGACUUUGGCCUGGAGACCAUGCUUGGCAAGUUGAUGGAGGACUUUAUCCGGCCUAUAUCCAAAGUUUUCUUUUCUGAUGUGGGUGGAUCUACAUUGGAUUCUCAUCAUGGUUUUGUUGUUGAAUAUGGAAUUGACAGGGACGUUGAGCUUGGUUUCCAUGUGGACGAUUCCGAAGUCACCUUAAAUGUUUGCUUGGGUAAACAAUUUUCUGGAGGGGACUUGUUUUUUCGAGGUGUUAGGUGUGAUAAGCAUGUCAAUACAGAAACCCAGUCGGAUGAAAUUUUGGAUUAUUCACAUGUUCCGGGACGUGCUGUUCUUCAUCAUGGGCGCCAUAGGCAUGGUGCAAGAGCCACAACAUCUGGUGAACGAUUCAACUUACUUUUGUGGUGUAGAAGUUCGGUCUUUCGUGAGCUGAGGAAAUAUCAGAAAGAUUUCUCAAUCUGGUGUGGAGAGUGCCAACGUGAGAAAAAAGAACGUCAGCGUGUCUCGAUAUCUGCUACCAAACAGGAACUGCUGAAGAGAGAAGGGAAACCUGCCACAUAACUCAAGCUGUUUGCAAGUUUUUGGGUGUGACAUUGUAAAAAUAAGCUUGGAUCAUUCCUUCAAACUCAAAAUAUAUUUUUUCCCUUAAUUUGCCAAAUUAGGUUGGUAAAAGAUGGAAGGGUGAAUGAUCAAUCUUGUGCUGUACAUCCGUGUCUUGUUUUAAGUAUCGCACCUGGCUAGUAGGCCCUUUAUCAGCCGACUACAACCAUAACUAAACUCUCUUCUAGCAAGUUAAGAGUUCAAUGUGUAUUCGCUACACAAAUGGCAGGCAGUAGCUUCCUUCUACAUACUCCAUUGUUUGUUCAAUAUUGUUGGGGUCUGGAAAAUUGUCGACAAAGCUUUAGUUGUUGGGGUUCCCCACUACUAAAGUUAUUUUUGAGAUGGGUUCUUUUAAGAAUGUUGAGUUUCCAGGGAGGGAAUGUAAGUGCAUUGUUUUUGAAGAAUAUUUAGAUAUUCUACAAUACGUUUCUUUAAUUAUCAUUGACAACCUGAAAUUGUUUUGAGUAA